This is a messenger RNA of Penicillium griseofulvum, 1290 nucleotides long. RefSeq lists its product as uncharacterized. The record is from RefSeq and is a predicted model, not a curated record. NCBI's taxonomy places the organism in Eukaryota, Fungi, Ascomycota, Eurotiomycetes, Eurotiales, Aspergillaceae. The transcript has 4 exons. Gene Ontology annotation, biological process: protein homooligomerization. The coding region runs from base 1 to 1290 and encodes 429 amino acids.
AUGGAUUUACGUACUCCCUCUCGGGGUAAAUGUAAUUUACCUAAAGAGAAAGUCUUCUCUAUCCAAAUAGGUUCCGAGAUAUUUCGUCUCUCGGGUGCUUCAAUCGCCUCUGAUGCUCCAUCCUACUUUUCACGCUUUUUCGAGGAUCAAUUGCUUCAGAAUCAAGAUGCUGCUAAUAUAAGGACCCUCUAUAUCGACCGCGAUCCUGCGACAUUCCGCGAGAUCGCUAGGCAUCUACAGGGCUACCAUGUCCGGCCCCAGGAUGGCGCGCAAUUCGUAAAACUAUUUGCAGAUGCGCAAUUCUAUACAUUGCCCCGAUUGAUGUCUCAGCUGUUCGAGUCUGAAUGUUUUAUUCAAAUCGGCGACCGCCACUUCCAGAUCCCUCGUGAUAUCUUCUCAAGUCCCGGUGACAGUCCAAACUUUUUCACCCUCGGAUUCGCCGCCUUCUUUGCUUCCCCGACUGAAGUGUUCCCGGGCCUAGACCGCCAGGGUCUAUUGCGACCUCCGGCUAUCAUCCCCCCAAGCGUUCCGAACCGAUCCGCGGAUGUCUUUGAUGAGCUCCUGCAUCUCCUGCGCGGGUAUCCACUACAUAUUAGAAACGAGGACCAUCGGGCUUCGCUCCUGCGCGACUGUCGCUACUUCCACCUGCGCGGCUUGGAACAAAAGUUGAUACCGCAUCAGAUAACCACGAACCCCUUCAGCCAUCGUGUAGAAAUCACCAUCCGGCUCGAGGAUGUGCGACCUUCUGGGAUUCAGUUUGCAUUUGAUACAGUUUCUGGGUCGCCUGCAGCGGGUGGAAAUGUCACAUACAUGCGCCCUUUUGUAGACGAGAAGGCAGCCGAUCUAGUGAUUGAGAUCGGCGACGAGUCGAGUCUGAUCCAUAAAGGGAGCAUGCGUGCUGACUUUCUAGGUCUUUCAAAGCAAAGAAUUACUAGUCUGUUGCAGACAGUAGGCAAAAAAAUGAACUUGCCUGCUUCACAUCCACCAUUGGGUCAAGUUCCAAUCAAGGUCCGUGUCGACCGUGAAACUGACCUCAUGGUGGAUGGAGACCCAGACCCUCAGCACCUGAUGAUCCUGAGAGCCAAUACCGAAUCUGACGAUGGUGUGCCUCCGGCUAAACGUCCACGGGUCGAUACUACGGACGAUAGGCCUUGGGUUGUUCGGACGGGACAAUGGCGAUUGCAAGCGCAGAAAGGGCUUACAGGGACAUACGAGGUUGUCCUGGCUGCUGUCAAACUGGACGUAUAUACCAGUCCACAGGUCCGAAACCGGUCACGAAAUUUCCUUUAG